Molecule: messenger RNA, 2388 nt
Organism: Nycticebus coucang (slow loris)
Lineage: Eukaryota; Metazoa; Chordata; Mammalia; Primates; Lorisidae
Gene: PEX16
Product: peroxisomal biogenesis factor 16
Exons: 11
Coding region: 902-1918 (338 amino acids)
Biological process (GO): peroxisome organization
Cellular component (GO): peroxisomal membrane
Source: RefSeq, a predicted model, not a curated record
CCAUUCCUUGGGGAGCUGCUGAGAACCAGGAGGUGCUCCUGAGGGCUGGAAAGCGCUCUGAAAUUAAUCCGGAAUUUAAGGAUCAAAUCUGCCCUCACCCCAUUUUAUCGGUGGGGAAAUCUGAGGCCCAGAGAAGGGAGAGAAGCCUGGGCCAGGGCUUUCUCCUUGUAGGUGGGAGUGCAGGUGCGAGCUCUUGGGGGCACAGUCCUUGCGGGAGCUGGGGCCAAAGUCGGAGGAUUAACUGCGCUGGCUAGGGGAUCGACCCUGCGCUGGGAGGACUCUCACUGCCUCAGUUUCCCUAGCGCUAGCUCUGGUGGGGAAUGGGGCACUGGGCAAACGCGCGCCUGCUUAGACGCAAUUCGUCUGCCUUUUAGAAGCCCCGCGCCUCCCCAAGUCUGAUGGACUCUCCUUUUCCUAAAGGAUGUGCUACCUCCCAGCCUUCUAAAAUCCUGUCCUCGCGUUCGAGCCUCUCGGUGUUCUACUGGGAAGACUCAGGGCUCUUACUCCAGUCUCCAGAAUGAACUGUUCAGACUGCCUCCGAGCUUUCCCAGAGCAUUAACUGCGCAGGCGCAAGGGCUGCCAACCCGGAAAACGGAAGAAUUGGGCACAGACUCCGACGGCGUAUGGGGGUCGGGGGCGGAGAGUGUGUUAGCCAAUGACUUGAAGGAGUACGUGGGGCGGGUUUAGGCCCGCAGUUGCUAAGCGCUGCUGGAGUAGGAGGUGUUUAGAGAUGGGGUGAAGGGUGAUUCACAGGCUCUUCAAGUCACCAUCCUUUCGGUCUGCGGAAAUUAAGCAACCAAGAGGCGGGCCUAGGACCGGAAGCAGGAAGGAGGGCGCAGGAAGCAGGGCGCCGCAGCCACUCGUACUGUCGGUCCGUGGGUCUGUGGCUGCUGAGGGCAGGAUGGACAAGCUGCGGCUCCUGUGCCUCCGCUACCAGGAGUACGUGACUCGUCACCCGGCUGCCACGGCCCAGCUGGAGACAGCAGUGCGGGGCCUCAGUUACCUGCUGGCAGGUCGAUUCGCGGAUUCACACGAGCUGUCAGAGCUGGUGUACUCUGCCUCUAACCUGCUUGUGCUUCUCAAUGACGGGAUCCUACGAAAGGAGUUUCGGAAAAAGUUGCCUGUGUCGCUGUCCCAGCAGAAGCUGCUGACAUGGCUGAGUGUGCUGGAGUGUGUGGAGGUGUUCAUGGAGAUGGGGGCCGCCAAAGUGUGGGGCGAGGUGGGCCGCUGGCUUGUCAUCGCCCUCAUCCAGCUGGCCAAGGCUGUACUGCGGAUGUUCCUGUUGAUCUGGUUUAAGGCUGGCCUCCAGACCUCACCCCCCAUCGUUCCACUGGACAGAGAGACCCAGACACAGCCCCCAGAUGGUGACAACAGCCCUGGCAGCCAGGAACAGUCAUAUGUGGGGAAGCGGUCAAACCGAGUGGUGCGAACCCUCCAGAACACUCCAUCCCUGCCCUCCAGGCACUGGGGAGCUCCCCAGCAGCGGGAGGGCCGGCCACAACUGCAGCAACGCCAUGAGGAGAUGAGCCUCACGCCCACCCCACUUGGGCUGCAGGAGACCAUUGCAGAGUCCUUGUAUAUUGCACGGCCGCUGCUGCACUUGCUCAGCCUGGGCCUGUGGGGUCAGCGGUCGUGGAAACCCUGGCUCCUGUCUGGUGUUGUGGACGUAACCAGCCUGAGCCUCCUGAGUGACAGGAAGGGCCUGACCCAGAGGGAGCGGCUGGAGCUCCGGCGCCGGACCAUUCUGUUGCUCUACUAUCUACUGCGCUCCCCAUUCUACGACCGUUUCUCUGAGGCCAGGAUCCUCUUCCUGCUACAGCUGUUGGCUGACCAUGUCCCUGGCAUUGGCCUGGUGGCGAGGCCGCUCAUGGAUUACUUGCCCACCUGGCAGAAAAUUUAUUUCUACAGUUGGGGCUGAUAGACAUGCCGGGAGUCGGGCAUGGGGCAGGGCAGCAUGCUGUGCUGUGCUGGGCAGUGGGUGCCUCAGCCUGUCAGUCCCCUGGGCCCCUCUUCCCUAAUAAAACUGACUUUGGCAGUGUCCCAGCAUAUGGCCUCUUUGUGACCACUGUCCAGGAUGCCUGCUAACUAUCCCCCACCUCCACCACAGGCUCCUCACACAGCCUGGGAAUGCACCGUGUUUAGUUGGUGGUCAGUGGUUUCUAGCUGCCUCAUUUGCAGGGACCCCCAACUCAUACCCUCUAUUACCCUAUUGACUGUGCACCCUCCUGUGGUGGAGCCAUGGUAGCUCGAACCUUGUCACUGGACCCAGAGUGUCCACCUGGGAUCCAGGCUCCUCUGGCCACAGGAAGCUGCAACUUAACUCUUGGAGCAUGGGGUGCUGCUGGCAGCCACGGAGCAAACUUUCCUGCUUACUCACCAGCCCCAGCA